Molecule: messenger RNA, 2225 nt
Organism: Arvicanthis niloticus (Nile rat)
Lineage: Eukaryota; Metazoa; Chordata; Mammalia; Rodentia; Muridae
Gene: Slc30a1
Product: solute carrier family 30 member 1
Biological process (GO): intracellular zinc ion homeostasis; detoxification of zinc ion; zinc ion transmembrane transport
Cellular component (GO): Golgi apparatus; membrane; endoplasmic reticulum
Molecular function (GO): calcium channel inhibitor activity; zinc ion transmembrane transporter activity
Source: RefSeq, a predicted model, not a curated record
GGAGAGGCGGGACGCCAGGGCUGUCGUGAGGCAGCUCUGGCCAAUGGGGAGGCAAGCCGGGCCUCGGGGGCGGGGCACCGGGGCCUUGUCACGCUCGGGUCCGUGUGAAAACGGGGGUUCCGAGUGCAAAGCAAAGUUUUUUUGUAAACCGUCUGCAAAGGCGGGGGGGCGAAGACGGCGGCCGCUGCCGAGCCGAGCGCAGUCGUCGCGGACGCGGUCUCCUGAGCGCCUCGGUCUGAUGCUCGGCAGCCCCUCGGCACGCAGCGGCCCGUCUCGCCUGUCCAGCCGAGCGCCGGCGCUUGAGUAGCUGCGCGGCCGGCGGUUUCCCCACAGCGCCGCUCCCGCGUCAGCGCCGAGCCUCAGGCCGCCGCCAUGGGCUGCUGGGGCCGCAACCGCGGCCGGCUGCUGUGCAUGCUGCUGCUGACCUUCAUGUUCAUGGUGCUGGAGGUGGUGGUGAGCCGGGUGACCGCGUCGCUCGCCAUGCUGUCCGACUCCUUCCACAUGCUGUCGGACGUGCUGGCGCUGGUGGUGGCGCUGGUGGCCGAGCGCUUCGCCCGGAGGACUCACGCCACGCAGAAGAACACAUUCGGCUGGAUCCGCGCUGAGGUGAUGGGCGCGCUGGUGAACGCCAUCUUCCUCACGGGGCUGUGCUUCGCCAUCCUGCUGGAAGCCGUCGAGCGCUUCAUCGAGCCGCAUGAGAUGCAGCAGCCGCUCGUGGUGCUGAGCGUCGGUGUAGCGGGGCUGCUGGUCAACGUGCUGGGGCUCUGUCUGUUCCACCACCACAGCGGCGAGGGCCAGGGCGCGGGCCACGGCCACUCGCACGGCCACCUCUCCAAGGGCGCGCGCAAGGCGGGACGCGCGGGGGGCGAGACGGGCGCGCCACCGGGCCGGGCUCCGGACCAGGAGGAGACCAACACGCUGGUGGCCAACACCAGCAAUUCCAACGGGCUGAAGGCGGACCAAGCAGAGCCAGAAAAACUGAGAAGUGAUGAUCCAGUGGAUGUACAAGUAAACGGGAAUCUCAUCCAGGAGUCGGACAGUCUGGAGUCAGAAGACAACAGGGCCGGACAGCUGAACAUGCGAGGAGUGUUUCUGCACGUCCUUGGAGAUGCCCUGGGCUCCGUGAUCGUGGUAGUGAAUGCCUUGGUCUUUUACUUUUCCUGGAAGGGUUGUACUGAAGACGACUUUUGUAUGAACCCGUGUUUUCCUGAUCCCUGCAAAUCGUCUGUAGAGAUAAUUAACAGCACCCAGGUCCCAGUGCGGGAGGCUGGUCCGUGCUGGGUGCUCUACCUGGAUCCGACCCUUUGUAUUAUAAUGGUUUGUAUACUUCUUUACACCACGUACCCAUUGCUUAAGGAGUCUGCUCUCAUCCUUUUACAAACUGUUCCUAAGCAGAUUGACAUUAAACAUUUGGUUAAAGAGCUACGAGCCGUUGAAGGAGUUGAGGAAGUCCAUGAGUUACACGUCUGGCAGCUCGCCGGAAGCAGGAUCAUAGCUACUGCUCACAUAAAAUGUGAAGACCCAGCUUCAUACAUGCAGGUGGCCAAAACCAUUAAAGAUGUUUUUCACAAUCAUGGAAUCCACGCCACUACCAUCCAGCCUGAAUUCGCUAGCGUAGGCUCUAAAUCAAGUGUAGUCCCGUGUGAACUCGCCUGCAGAACUCAGUGCGCUCUGAAGCAGUGCUGCGGGACUCGGCCGCAAGUCCAUUCUGGAAAGGAUGCAGAGAAGGCGCCAACAGUUAGUAUUUCUUGUUUAGAACUCAGUGAAAAUCUAGAGAAGAAGCCCAGGAGGACUAAAGACGACGAAGGCAGUCUCCCUGCUGUGGUGAUAGAGAUUAAAAACGUGCCAAACAAACAGCCCGAAUCAUCUUUGUGAGUCUUGAAAAAGAUGUGAUAUUUGACUUUUGCUUUUAAACUGCAAGAGAAAAUAGACUCGAUUGAAAUACUAAGUUUGCCAAGUAGUGUAAUUGAAGUCCUUGUCUGGUCGCACAGUUUAAUUCUAUUUUUGUAAGAACCAAAUGGAACUGCAUACUAGAGUGUGCUCCAUCACAGCCUUGUGAUUAGUAGUGCAUAGUGCAGCUAUGCUGGAACACAUUUGAAAGCCAGUUUUAACACUAUGUUACAGUUUUGUUUAAAGUAAGUAUAAACCUUAUAUGACAUAAUGACAUUUGAUUCCUGGUUUUCCCAUGAUAAGGAUUAGGGGGAUAAAUAAAAUUGUUACUGGAA